AGUGGAUGUGUAGCUCUCAUCUGGCCUCGAGGGGCCGAGGGUGUAAACCGCCAUGGCCGUGGGCAAGAACAAGCGCCUGACCAAGGGGGGCAGGAAGGGCGGCAAGAAGAAGGCGGGCGACCCGUUCCUGAAGAAGGAGUGGUACGACAUCAAGGCGCCCAGCGUCUUCACCGUCCGCAAUUGUGGCAAGACCUUGGUCACCCGCACGCAGGGCACCAAGAUCGCCACCGAGGAGCUGAAGGGGCGGGUGCUGGAGCUGAACCUGGCGGACCUGAACAACGACGAGGACCAGGCCUACAAGAAGGUGAAGCUCUGCAUCGAGGAAGUGCAGGGCCGCAAUUGCCUAACGGACUUCCACGCGCUGGAGCUGACGCGCGACAAGCAACAGUCGCUGAUCCGCAAGUGGCACACGCUGAUCGAGGCCCACGUGGACGUGAAGACCACCGACGGGUACCUCGUGCGCCUCUUUUGCCUCGCCUUCACCAAGAAGCAGCCAGGGCAGGAGAAGAACAACUGCUACGCGCAGACGGCCCAGAUCCGCAAGAUCCGCAAGAAGAUGACGGACAUCAUGACCGGCGAGGUGAACAAGGUGCAGCUCCGGGACUUGGUGAAGAAGCUCAUUCCCGAGUCCAUCGGCAAGCAGAUCGAGAAGGAGACGCAAGGCAUUUUUCCCUUGAAGGAUGUCCACAUUAAGAAGGUCAAAAUCCUCAAGAAGCCCAAGUUCGACAUCACCAAGCUCAUGGAGAUGCACACCGGCGGCGACGACGCGGGCGUGGAGAUGCUGCGGCCGGAGGAAGAUGAGGCGAAGAACCUCUUGACCGCCAGCGUGGAGAAGGCCGACGAGGACGACGAGUGAGCAGCGCGCGGGGAGCCGGCCCGGGGCGCCGAGCUGCAAAACGGGGCGACCGCGCGCGCGAUUCUGUGUUGGGGCUGCUGUGCUGUGGCUGCGCGUGCGUGUUCGCAUGCGCGCGCGUGUGGGUAUGUUACGCUCCCGUUGUGUACUCGGUGCGCUUUC
Prorocentrum cordatum is the source of this 1015-nucleotide messenger RNA. Lineage: Eukaryota; Dinophyceae; Prorocentrales; Prorocentraceae. The record is from the annotation of a GenBank genome assembly.